CCUCCUCCCUCCGCUCCUUCCUCCCAAACCCUAACUCCCACUCCCCCGAUUCAGAUCGAAUCGAUGGCGGCGCCGCACUCCCUUCCACCGCCGCCUCCCAGGAUCCAGAUCCCUUCUGCCGCCGCCACUCCGCUCCCGAUCCAGACCCCCUUGCUGUCGCCUUCCUCUUUGCCACACCUCUCCCCUCGCGGCCGCCUCCCUCUCCACCACCCACCUCUCCCCUCGCCGCUGGUCUGCCACAUCUGGCAACGUUGAGGCCAGCGGGCGCUGGAUCCGGCACCAGCGUGGCCCCUCCAUCAGCAACUCGAACAGGGUGUCGGCGGCGCCAUGGCUUCCCCCAACCCCACGAUGUGGGCCUGAGCCACCCGCUGGCCUCGGCUAGGCCCCGGACAAGCAGCCGCGCGGGAUGACGACCAUCAUCGACACCCUCCAGAUGAUGUCGGAGGCGGCUCCCGGUGGACUGGAGCGGACAGAGUGGUCGGAGGUCGUCGCGCUCGGCGAUGUGGUGUCCAGGCAGGCCACCGUCACUGGGAUGGUCUGGAGCGGAGACUUGCCUGGUGUGGAAACGCUCAAGGAGAACAUUGCUGCGUAUUUCAAUGUCCUGCAGGGUUUCCUUUUGGCCUAUCAUGGAAGCACGAUCGGUGCCGGUCCUACACUUCACAAGUAUAUCACUAGUUCUGCAAAAGGCGUGGUGGAUGCCAGCUUCUCGUUGUUCAAGCUAGUUGUUUCUGCCUAUGUAUCGGCGACAACAAGAAGGCCUGGAAGAGCGAACACUGCAGGUAUGUGCAGUCGCUGCCAAGCUUUCUGAUAUUAUUAGCCUACCAGAUAAUUUCUAAUAUUGCCUUUUGGUGAUUAUAGGGCACUGAAGAUAAAGCUUACAGAAAGAAAUAAAGAUGGCCAUAUUCUCACAUACUCCUGGAUUUCAUUUACAUCAACUUCUCAAGACAGGAGUACUCCUUUUUAGUAGUCUCAGUUUAAAGUAAAUUAAAUGAAAGGAGUACUCCUUUUCAGUUGUCUCAGUUUAAAGUGAAUGAAAGGAGUACUUGCUCCCUGUACUAGUUACUUCUACUACUUAUUUUUAGUUGUUUAGUACUACUCUGUAGAUCUGUGAUACUAGUCUAGUCGCUUGUAUAAUUUUGUUUAUUAGUGUAACCUGAACCAUGGAGUAGUACCCUGUUCGCAUAUGUGUGAUUAUGUGUGUUCUGUAGUCUCUAGCUCCAGUACAUGUGAAAUAUAUGUUGUGGUGUAAAUCAUUUUCAUUCUAUCUUAUAAACGUGUUUCUUCAAUAGCUAUUUCUGUUCAAUUCUUGUUGUCACUGAUGUUAGCAUUUAGUUUGUCUCAAGUUAAAAAAAUACUGAAAAUACAGUGUACAAAUCAGCCCAAAUAUGUGAGCCUCGGUUCUAAAAACUAAAGAGUUCAUAUAUUGGUAGAUAGACUGUGAUUUAGGAUAUGCUAAACAGAAAGCUUUAUAAGAUGGAACUCUCAAUAUCAUGACUUCACUUUGUCUUUAAUUUAAUAUGGUUAGAACUACCAUGGUUUUUUAAGUAGUUGGGGCAUUAAGAAACAGUAUGCUGGAUGUUUGGCCUUGCAUCCGUCCUUCCAUGAAUUCAUGCUUGUGCAUUGCUAGUUAUUGCUUUUUUUGCAGGUCUUCUUCUUCCUCGAUCUGGUGCAGCAACAACAAUUCAAGGUGAUGGUCAUGGAGCAGCAGCCAUAUAUUUUUCUUCUUCUUAUUCUUCCCUGAGAUGACAUGAGAUGAGGCUCUGUUGGUCAGUCUUCAAUUCUUCAUGCUGCUGCUGCUACUACUACAUGAGGACCCUCUUCAAUUCUGCAUCCGUUGCGGCCGCCGCAGCUUCCACCUCCAGAAGAGCACCUGCUCCUCGUGCGGUUACCCGGCCGCCCGCAUCCGCAAGUGUGAAGCGCGAAUCCAUGUCCGAAGCUGUGAAGAAUAUCAGCAGAGAGUAGCAUAUUAUGUGUUGUAGUUGUAGGCAAUAGUAGGCAUAUCUGGGUUGUAAUAUACUGUAACGAUUGUAAUAGAUUAAUGCAGUAUUGGUUUGGACCAAUUUCAUUUGCUCUCUGGUCUAUUCGAAACAAUGAUUGUGUAUGUGCUUUGAAUACCCGUGAAAUGGAAACCUGACAAGUUAUAAUGGUUGUUUGACA
Triticum aestivum (bread wheat) is the source of this 2157-nucleotide messenger RNA. RefSeq lists its product as uncharacterized. Bases 407 to 808 code for a protein of 133 amino acids. The transcript has 6 exons. NCBI's taxonomy places the organism in Eukaryota, Viridiplantae, Streptophyta, Magnoliopsida, Poales, Poaceae. Gene Ontology annotation, cellular component: nucleus. The record is from RefSeq and is a predicted model, not a curated record.